AUGGAUUCAACCAUGAUGCGGAUCGUGCACCAAGCAAUGAACAAUGCGCAUGAGAAGAUGCAGAGCAAAGAAGGUGUUCUUCAGCGCUUGAAUGAGAUAUCCAGAUUCUAUGAGUUGGCUGUCAUGCAGCUGGAAGGGUGUUUGAAGUUUGUUCGGCAAGAGACCGACAGCUGCAUUCUUGAGAGCAGCCAUGAGCAGGUGCUGACAGACUUGACUGAGAUUCGAAACCGCCUUCAAGGGCGCCUCAAGGAGUCUGAGAUGGCAAUCAUGGCCAAGGAUAGAGAAUUGGCUUCGCUGCGUUCCAGCACAGCGAAUCUCAAGCUUGAAAGAAGAACGAAGAGUGAGCCUGUUGAAGAAUACAUUUUUAGCAAUAGGAUGGGUGGGGAUGAUGAGGAGGAUGAUGAUGAUGAUAGAGAUAAUGAACUUUUUUGUGAGUUGAAGAAUUCAGUGGAUCAGCAGGUUUUGAAUAUCAGACAGAAGCUUCAGCCUGAUUACAGGUUCAAAGAUAAGGAAGGAAAUUCAGAAGUCGUUGAAGGGAUCAACAACAAAAAGAUUGAGCAGAUGGGUUCAGACAUGGGGAUUUUGAAAGAAACUUUGGAUCUUGCUUUUGGGAAAAUGCAGAAUGCCAUUUUCAGGUCUGAGGUUGGGCCAAUUGAGCAGCAAUGGAGAUGGGAUGUUGAGAAAGACACAAUGUCUGCUUUGCUUCAAGGGUUCAUGAGUGAUUUCCAAGAAACUGUUGAAGCACGAGUGUGGAAGGAAGAGGAGCACGUUUGUCUUGGCUUGAAGGAGUACUGGUAUGAUUUGAUGGAUGAGGUUGUGAACUUGGGCCAUGAACUAGAUUCUUUCGUUGGUGAUAAUGAGGUGGUGCAAGUGAAGAGUACUGAUCCAUUGCAAACAAGCCUUGGAGGCAAAGUUUCAAACAGAACAAAUGAAAAGCAUUCACCAGAAGAUUUUAAUCAUGGAAAGCCUGAAUAUCAGCUGUCUUUAAAGGCUGAAGAGGUUAUGCAAGAAGUCCAUGAAGAGGAAAGGGGAGAGGAUGGAGGCCACUUUGUUUCCAAGAUGAUAAAGAAUCAUGAAUCCAUCAUCCGGAAGAAAAGUGCAGAGGUAGAAGAGCUGAAUUUGCUGAAGCGAGAAAUUCUUCGACAGAAAGGGAAUUUGUCUAGCAGGAGAGAAGAGAUUGGGAUGCAAGAAAACAGCUUGAAAAGAAGGGUCCAGGAAAUUAUUUUAAAACUAGACAAAUUAAGAGAUUGGGAUGUUAAGCUUAAUGAAACUUUUGGUAAUUAUGAGUGUAAUCAUGAGGAAGAAACUCUUUCAGAGGAGAGGUUCCUGAAAUCUGAUGCAAAUCAUAUUGACAAUUUGGAACUUGAUACUUUGGAAGAUGUAUGGAAGAAGAUGGAUAAAGUACCUUACGCAAUAAAUGAAGAGCUACAAAAUGAAGGCAGCAGGCUGAAACAAGACCAAGAAGAAGAAAAUUUGAAAUCUGUGAUAAUGGAAAGGACCUAUGUUACUCUUCUUGAAAGUUUAAUAAAAGAGAAUCGCAUUGAAUUACAUGAUUUUGAGUUAGAGAACCUGAUUUGGAAGGACAUAUGUAAUCUUCUCCUUACAGAAGUGGUCAAUCAAUGGAUGGAGAAUAUUAAAGGUAACAACAUUGAAUCUCGAACCAGAGAAGAGAUAUAUUGCACCGUCCUCCGUGAGGCAAUCAAGGAUUAUAGCUCAAAUGGUAACUUUGCAUUAGUAGAGUGUCAGGAUUUGAGGGUUGAAAAUAAUUCUUUGAACGACUCAGCAUUCUCAGACAAGUUCUGUUACUUGGAAGGAACAAUAAGAGAGGAUGUAUGCUGGACCCUUUUGCAUGAAAUGCUCAAGGAGUGGAAUGAAUGCAUAUACGGUAGUGAAACUGAGAGCCUUCUUAGAGAAGAGGUAGACUGGCUUAUUUGUAAUGAGACAAUCAAAGAGUUUGUAAAAACUGCCGGUGAUCCAUUGGCUCAAUAUCAAGAUAUUGUUACCAGGGAGUUUCUUCAGAUCACAGAAAGUUUUGUGAGGGAGGAUAUCUGUAUGGUUUUCAUCAGAGAAACGAUCAAGGAAUGGAAGAUGGAGAGUCUCAGUAAGGAAGAAAUUUUUCAAUUUGUCAUGGUUGAGGUAUUGAGAGAUGCAUUUGACCUGUUUAGCGAAGCUGAUUCUAGGACUCAUGACAAAUUCCCAAAAGGCAUGCUCUUUGCUAACAAGUUACAGAAUGAUAGACAGGUCGGUGCAGAGGAGAAUUUGAAUGAAAAGAUAGGUACGGAGGAAGAUCUGAUGUCAAGUGAAAGUUCUAAAGGGUUGUUAACUAAAUUCCACACUUUCAGUUCGGUGAGCAGCAAGCUAGCAAGUAAGGCUCUAGGAAGUGAGUUAGGAUCUAGUUUAGACAUCGUAGUUGGUGGUUUACAAAAGGUUUAUGAUCAAGUGAGUCCUGCAGUAGGUUCUGCACAUAGCAGUGAGCCGUCUUAUUGCCAACCAAAAACAAACAAAGAGGUUCAAUUGAACCCACCUGAUUCUGUGUUUACACCUGUCCUCAGAUUUCAAGAAGUGUUGGUGGACCAUGAGCACACAUCAAAAGAAAAGUUAGAAAUAAACUUCUUGAGAUUGGACAAGAUGAGGGAUGGUAUAAAUAUACUUGUUGAACAUGUUUCCACCUUGAGAAAAAAAGAAUCACUUUAUAGGAACGCUUUUACUAGGAGAUGUCAAGAUCUGUGGAAGGCUGAGACUGAGGUGGAUCUUCUGGGUGAUCAAGUGGAUGUUCUUGCAGGCCUUCUUGAGAAAAUUUACACCAUAUUGUGUCAUCAUUCGCUGGUUCUGCAGCAGUAUUUUGAGGUCUCGGACAUCUUACAGUUGAUCAAUAAAGAACUAACUGGAGCUGUCAAUACAUCUAAAAAUUGA
This is a messenger RNA of Prunus mume (Japanese apricot), 2913 nucleotides long. RefSeq names its product WPP domain associated protein. Lineage: Eukaryota; Viridiplantae; Streptophyta; Magnoliopsida; Rosales; Rosaceae. The record is from RefSeq and is a predicted model, not a curated record.